Molecule: messenger RNA, 1234 nt
Organism: Callorhinchus milii (elephant shark)
Lineage: Eukaryota; Metazoa; Chordata; Chondrichthyes; Chimaeriformes; Callorhinchidae
Product: tyrosine-protein phosphatase non-receptor type substrate 1-like
Biological process (GO): immune response; negative regulation of T cell proliferation; cell surface receptor signaling pathway
Cellular component (GO): external side of plasma membrane
Source: RefSeq, marked provisional
AAACCUCGAUUUAUUGGAAACUGCAGUCACAAGACGUGACAUCCGUUUUGGGUGUAUGUGUGAGAGAGUAACAGAUUUCAGAUUAAGCGCAAAACAUACAAAAAAAUUCCCAAAUUAACUUGGAGUCCCAUUUCCCUGUCCAGGCGAAGACGUCCAUUCAAUUCAGUUGUCUAACAUGUUUGCGAGGAGCUCGGUUCAUUGGGCAUUCACCUUGGGGAUGAUUUACACAGUUGUUGGGGAUACCUUAGUGAAUCAACCACCUCGUCUGGAAAGUGAGAAAGGUGAACGCGUAAUAUUUUACUGCAUCGUUCCCCUCGUUCGGGCAACAAAUGCAAUCAGGGUCCAUUGGUGGAAAGACGAUGAUCAUAACUUCUUAGACGCAAAGAAAGAUUCCCGACAAAUAUUCAAAAUUCCGAACAGGGCAAGUGCAACUUUUACGCUCGAGAGGUUGAGAGUGAGUGAUGCGGGAGUCUAUUACUGCAGAGUCCAGGGCGAGAUCACUGGCAAUGGAACAGGUACUACACUUCAGGUCUCUGCUCCACCAUCUGCUCCGAAGAUUUUCUCCAUGGGUUCAUCGGAUUCUCCAAUAUAUGGGUGUACAACAACUGGCUAUUACCCCGAUGACUUAAAAAUGGAGUUCUUUAAAAACGACAUUAAACUAACUGAGUUAAAAGAAGAUAAACAACUGACAGCAGAAGGAGAGUAUAAUUUUUCUAGUACUGUGGAAGAAAAAGAGCCUGUCCCGAUUGGGACCACAUAUUCCUGUACGGUAUCUCACCCCACCCUCAAAAAUUCGCCUAAGGCGGUCAAUUAUACAGUCAUUCCUGAAGAAAAAGGACUUAAUGACUCUUUUGCCUGGUGGAUCUAUGUCUGUGUAGGGGCUGGAGCUCUUCUUCUGCUGCUCCCGAUAGUAAUAUGUGCCUGUAAAUGCAGAAUUCGAGCCAAGAGACGUAAAUCGGAGAUCUGUGUACGUUGCUCUGGAUUGAAAACGGCAAAACCCCAAAGCAAGAAAGAGGAAGCAGGCAGUCAAGUCACCCAGAAGCCAAAAACAAAUGUGAACAAAGGAACAAAAGCUAAGAACAAAGCACCAAGAACCCAGAAGCACCGUACGAGAGAUAAGGAUGCCAUCGUUGAAUGAAUUAAUUAAGAAAACAGUCUUGAUUAACAGAUUAAUUGAACAUUAUUUUCCAUUGUAUUAAAGUACAUGUCAUUAGCAAUUAAAUAUUUUCAAAAU